AUGAAUGCUGGGGGAUGGGCUGAUUAUGAAAAUUUGUUUACUCGCCAAACUAUUUCCAAUCAACCCUGUCUCUUGCGGUUGGAAUAUGAUUACAGUGACAAUGUAGAUAAUGAUUGUAGUGACGUUUUAUGGAUAACAAAAAGAAACUUAGAUAACUAUCGAGAAAUAGUUUUCAAUACCACUUAUGAGGAUGAUGAUGGGUGGAUAGAACUACGAGGGGCUGUGGAAAGGAAUGAAAAUCAGGACAUUCCGAAAAUAAAUCUCAUUAAUUUGUGGACGAGCCCGGCAAGAUGA
This is a messenger RNA of Cetraspora pellucida, 294 nucleotides long. NCBI's taxonomy places the organism in Eukaryota, Fungi, Glomeromycota, Glomeromycetes, Diversisporales, Gigasporaceae. The record is from the annotation of a GenBank genome assembly.